GUUAUUUUACCUACUCCUGCUCAGCAGUGGCGGCGACUGCUGCAGCAGCACUCGGCAGUCAUAAACGUACGCCAGACUCCGACGCACCACGUACGCGCGUAACCGUCUCUCGGCUGCUAUCAUAUACCAACACGGCCAUGCCGGACCGCGGUGGUCAUCGCGAGUCACUUGCGUAGUCGCGUACGCAUCGUCGUCGUCGGUCGUACCCGGUAAUACACAUAGACCGGUGUAGUGUUAUAAUAGUGCCUAUACCUACGUCGUGCGAUCACAAUGAUAUAUUAAACAAACGACGAAAUUGCCGCUCACUGUUUACACUCAUUAUAAUAAUAUAUUGUGCUCAUUACUUACGCGGUGUGCGUUUUUUGAGCGAUCGCCACGAUAUAUCGUCCACCUACUUGGACAGCGGCAAGCCGUUGUCGCGAUUAUCUAGUUUCAAAAAGUGUAUCGCGCCCGCCGAAUCGUCCGGCUGCAUGCCAUAAAUCAUAAUAAUUUUAUGGUAAGCGCGUAUCGUGUUCGGGAAUAUGUGAUUCUGUGGUGUACCUAUAAUACAUCUUAUAAUAGUAUGCGAUCCGCUGUCCUCUCGUCGACCUCCGGAUUUUUGACGCCGAACCGCCGUGUGUGCACCACGUAUUUGGAUUUUUCUCCAACAGGUAGAUAAUGCCAAAACCUUGGAAUGGUGGAUCUGAACCCGGUUGAGAGACCGAUGCUAGAAGAUGGCCGGACGGCACUGCACUACGCCGCUUCGACGGGCGACAGUGGCUCGGUCGCCGAACUAUUGGCCGCGGGGUCCGUGGACGCCAACGCCCAGGAUGCGGUCGGUUAUUCGGCCGUGCAAAUCGCCGCGGCCGAAGGUCACCUGGACGUGCUGCAGCUGCUGUUGCGACACGACGCCAACGUCAACCUGCACGACAACCUGCAUGGCAAUACGGCCCUGCACGAGGCCAGCUGGAAAGGUUACAGCAAAACAGUGGCGUUGCUCGCAUCUUCCGGCAGUGACUUGGACCGCAAGAAUUAUGGCGGAUCGUCUGCAUUGCAUUUGUGCUGCCAGAACGGACACAACCAAAGCUGCCGGGAACUCCUACUCACCGGAUGUGAUCCGGAUGUCCAAAAUAACUAUGGUGAUACGCCACUUCACACAAGCGCCAGGUAUGGACACGCCGGAGUAUUGAGAAUAUUAAUAAGUGCUCAGUGUAAAGUUUCCGAACAAAAUAAAAAUGGUGAUACGGUACUGCAUAUUGCCGCAGCUAUGGCCAGGAAGAAAUUAACUAAAAUAAUUUUGCAAGCUAAAUGUAAUAUUGCAUUAAAAAAUAAGCAAAAUGAAACUGCCAGAGAUAUAGCAGAACGUAAAAAUUUGACUGAUAUUUUAGAAAUUUUAAAGAAUCCCAUGUACAAAAAGAAAGGUAGCAGUUCAAAAACGAAAAAAGAUUCAAAGGAUAGUAAAAAACGAACCGAUACGAAUAUUAAAAAACAAUGGUCUCCUUACGGUUGCCAUUAUUUUCCGGAUACCAAGGAGUUCCCGAAACCAAAGUUGAACUCAUUGCCUGAAGAACCCUUACACGCAGGGGAACAAUAUUAUCUAGACUUGGCUGGAAACAUUAGAAAAGGACCAGUAGGAGUAGGGUACACGUGUUAUUGUGCGCCCUUUUUCAAGGAAUUAGAAGCUCGAUUAGACCACAAUACGAAAAAAUUAAAACGGCAGAUUUGUCGUACCGAAGAUAAUAUUAAUCGGAGAUUGUGUUCCGUUGAGAAACAGCUGAAGCGAUCAAAUGAAAAGCUCCAACAGGUGGCUGAAGAAGUGAGCGACAACGACAGCGAGUUGGAGAACCGGUUUCGAACAGAAUGUGCUAUUGAUACCACGGUCAUGGACCCAAACUUACGAUGGCGAUUGGACUACCUGACAGCUCGACGUCACGAUGAUAUACCAUGUAAUGAUUCUGGAUAUAGCACCAAAAUGUUUAGUAACUCCCAAGGCCCAUCACCUUCGUUGUCCAAUUUAAUGGAAAAUGGCACGGUACCUGUCAUAGAAAGCGGUAAAAUGCCAAAAUCAUUAAGUGUAUUACCUGACAACAACAACAUGGAAAGUAUUGUAUGAUCAAAACGUGCCAAAGUUAUCUAAAAAUGUUUAUAUUUCGAUAAAAAAUUAAUUAUAAGGGUUACAAUUUAUUAUAAGAUUUUUUUACAUUUUUAUAUCUUAUAAAUAGUUAUACAGUGCAAUAUACAUUAUAUUUUGUUAAUUUAUUAAUUUAUUCCAUGUUAAUAAAAUUAUUCAAUAACUAUAA
This is a messenger RNA of Metopolophium dirhodum (rose-grain aphid), 2279 nucleotides long. RefSeq names its product ankyrin repeat domain-containing protein 6-like. Gene Ontology annotation, cellular component: nucleus; cytoplasm. The record is from RefSeq and is a predicted model, not a curated record. NCBI's taxonomy places the organism in Eukaryota, Metazoa, Arthropoda, Insecta, Hemiptera, Aphididae. The transcript has 9 exons. Gene Ontology annotation, molecular function: protein binding. Bases 674 to 2092 code for a protein of 472 amino acids.